This is a messenger RNA of Schistosoma guineensis, 3022 nucleotides long. The record is from the annotation of a GenBank genome assembly. NCBI's taxonomy places the organism in Eukaryota, Metazoa, Platyhelminthes, Trematoda, Strigeidida, Schistosomatidae.
AAAUCUCGCGGUAUUUCAAGUGUUGUUUUUGCUUUUUAGAUGUCAAUUAGUGAUGAAGAUGCUGAUAAUCCUCUACUGGAAAGAAAAUAUUCCAUAACUCGUGAAAUUUAUACUAUGGACAAAUUUCUACAACACUAUCCUAAAUCGCCAGAAGUACAAAAAUCAUUUUCGCCAUAUAAGAUUUUGAAAAAAUGCACUUGUUCGAAACUCGCCAGCCUCCUAUCCUUUGUUUUCCCAUUUUAUUCUGUUUUGGCUCCUUUUUACAACCUACAAUCAUUUUUAUCAGAUCUGGUUGCUGGCUUAACACUUUCAAUAGUCCAUGUACCCCAAGGAAUGGCAUAUGGUGUUUUAGCCGGAGUAAAACCAAUCAAUGGAUUGUACACCUCAUUUUUUCCUGCUCUGAUUUACUUCUUUUUUGGGACUUCACGCCAUGUCUCUAUAGGUACAUUUUCUGUUGUUUCACUUUUAACGGCUGAUCCUGUUGAUAGAUUAACAUCAUUAUUCGAUGUAAACAAUCAUUCUUUAGAAAAAUAUGAUAUUUUUAAUGAAAAACAAAUAGAUGAUUUUCGUUUAACUGUUGUUAUAACAGUUUGUAUUUUGACUGGAUUAUUUCAAGUCGCUUUGGGUAUUCUUCGUCUUGGUGUACUAGUAGUUUAUAUAUCGGAACCAUUAUUAAGUGGCUUUACUUGUGCAUCUGCUGUUCAUGUGUUCACUAGUCAAUUAAAUGGAUUAUUUGGUAUACGGUUAAAUCGUGCUACAGGACCUUUCCGUGUUUUUUAUAUAAUUAAUAAUUUUAUUCAUAUUAUCAAAGAAACUAAUCUUGUUACAUUAUUAAUAUCAAUGAUAUGUAUUACAAUUAUAUGGUGUUUUAAACAUUUUAUCAAUCCAAAAGUUUCAGCUAUACUACGCUUUACAAUUCCAAUUGAAUUAAUUGUGCUUACUGCUGGUACUGUUAUAUCAAAAUUUGGUCUAUUAAAUCAACGUUAUGGGGUGUCGAUUGUCGGUGAAAUUCCUGUAGGUUUACCAUCACCCGUAUUACCGGAUAUUCGACUAGUACCAGAAGUUUUAAUGGAAUCAAUCAUUGUAUCGUUUGUUUCAUUAGCUACAACAAUUUCUUUAGUUAAAUUAUAUGCAAAGAAAGGUGGUUAUAAUGUUGGUUAUACUCAAGAACUGAAUGCACUAGGCUUGUCCAAUGUAAUAUCUGGAUUUUUUCGUUGUCAACCCUCGUCUGGUGCUUUGGCUCGGACUUCAGUUGCUAGUAACGUUGGAAUGUGUUCUCAAGUUGCUUCUUUGAUUUCUUGUUGUAUUCUUUUACUUGUUAUUACUGUGAUUGGACAAUUUUUACAAACUGUUCCAAAGUGUAUCUUAUCAUCAAUUAUUGUCGUAUCGCUUGAAAGUAUCUUCUUACAAAUUAUGGAUUUACGUGCAUUAUAUCGUGUUUCCAUAUAUGAUAUGCUUAUAUGGCUUGUAACAUUCAUGGCCACCGUGUUUAUUGAUGUCCCGAUAGGUUUAUUAACUGGUUUGUGUUUCUCCCUACUAACGGUAUUAUAUCGUACACAAUCGACAUAUUAUUAUGAACUUGGGCAAAUUCCCAACACAAAUAUUUAUGUUGAUUUAAAGAGAUAUGACGAAGCUAUAAAACUUCCCAAUAUUCUUAUAUUAAAAUAUGGUGGUCCAUUGUAUUAUGCCAAUUCAGAAUCUUUUCAAAAUUGGAUUUAUCAAAUGACCAAUAUUAAUCCACAUAAAUUGAUUAAACAACGUCAACGUAUCACACAACAAUUGGACCGUAAGCAACAACAACAACAACAAAAACAACAACUUAAUGAAGAAAAUCUGAAUCAGUAUCAAGAUAAUAGACAUAAACGAUUGUCUUUUGUUAAAAAUGUAAUGAAACGAGUCAAGUUGAAUAAAAAGAAAGAUUGUGGUAAAUUUCCACAUAUUUCACAACUUACGACGGAUAUUAAUGAUAGUAAAAAUGACGAUGAUCUUACUGGUCAAUUGAAAUUUAUUAUCUUAGAUAUAUCAUCAUGGAUUUAUUUGGAUUUUGUUGGUAUGAGAACUAUUACUGAUAUAAUUAAAAGUUAUGCUGAAUUAGAUAUUCGUAUAUUAUUCACUAUAUGUGAUCCACAAAUUUAUACAGUAUUAAUAAGCGAUAAUUUAACAUCAUCACAAAUUCAACAUAAUUCAUUUAUUAGUAUACAUGAUGCUGUAAUCUAUUGUCAAAAUAUACUUUCUACUACUACUGUUACUAGUCAUAAUAAUAAUAAUGAUAAUUCAAAGAAUUCAAUAGAAGACAAAACUAUAAAUUUACCCAUUCAAAAUAUCCCAGUGACUUAUUGUAAUUCAACAGUUACAGUAGAUAUUAUUACAGAUAAAUUAUGAUUACCAACUGAAUUAUAAAAAAGAAAAAUUAUUCUCUAUCGUUGUUUAAUUUUCAUUAGAAAUCAAUCGGUUCUCAUGGUGUAGCUGCCUUAAUCUUAAAGCUUCUUCUUCUUGUCAUUAUCAUCAUCAUUAACCUACAGAUCAAUAAGGUAAAUCAACAAAAUAGAUUCUUUUUCAUUCUAUCCUUUUCUAGUUUUUUUCUCUUUUUUCUUAGUUCAUGUAUUUGUUGAGUUUUUUUUCUUUUUUUCUUUUGUUUAGUUUUUCUUUUAAAAAAAUAAAUUUAUUCGAAUUGUAUAUUUACGAAACAAUGAGAAAGUGACUUUCUUACAUUUUCCUCAAUUGUGCAUUUUAUUACUUCCAAUCAAUGAUGGUUAUGUGUAUAUUUGUAGUGUUUAUGAAUUUCUUUUCUUUUUGUUUGUUUGUUUGUUUAUUUAUUGUUAGUUGUUUAUUCAUUAAUUAAUUAAUCUAUUUAUUAUGUUGUUAGUAGUAUGUUUUUACAUUUUUCUUCAGUUUUAUAUGAGUAUCUAUUUGUUUAUUACGUAUGAUUUGGUUAAUAUAUUUGUAUAUUAUUCUAAUGUAUAUGAUCAGCUUAAUUGAAUAGAUUGAUUUGUCUAGAAAAUACAUCGAUAGCUGGAUUUUG